AAUAGCCAGCAACUGACGAGACAUAAAGUAGUAAGCACGCGGUACCCGAACUCAACAUGGAUUACGACUUCUCAAACAAAGUAGUGCUAGUAACUGGCGCGAGUGCCGGUAUAGGCGAGGCUAUAGCUCUCCUGUUCGCUAAACUUGGCGCGAAGCUGUCGCUGGUGGGAAGAAAUGAAUCCAACUUGCGAGCAGUCGCGGCCGAGUGUGAGAAGCAGAAGGGCGUGAAGCCGCUGGCGAUCGUCGCGGACCUGGGGACUGAUGAGGGGGUCCAGAAGACUGCUAAGGAGACACUAGAAUAUUUUAAGAGAUUGGAUGUCCUCGUGAACAACGCUGGUAUUGGCGUCGCCACAAAUAUCCUGCACGAGACAGACAUGCAGUUGUUUGACGACGUGUUCAGGCUCAACGUGAGAGGAGUUUACUACCUCACUAAGCUACUGGCCCCCGCACUCGUCGAGAGCAAGGGCAAUAUUAUCAACAUUUCCAGUGCAGCAGCGACCAUGGUUUCAACAGGUGGAGUGCCUUAUAGUAUGACGAAGGCUGCACUGGAUCACUUUACCCGCCUGGUGUCUCUGGAACUAGCCCCCAAGGGAGUUAGAGUUAACUCAGUCAGUCCUGGUAUCACUGAGUCAGAAUUCAUGAAACGUGCUAUCGGCGUCACGCACGAGCAAUAUCUGCAGUUUUUGGUAAACAUUAGUAAGAAGAUUCCUAUGGGAGCGCCUUGUGUGGGAGAAGACGUAGCUCGCAUGGUCGUGCACAUCGCCAGUGACCACAGCAGGCUGGUCACUGGUGCCGUUGUGGUGAUAGACGGCGGCUACAGGUUCAGCGGUCCGACGCCAUCAUCCGUUGUUACUUCGAGUAGAUAAAGUGAACUUUCAAAUUAUUUUUUGUAGCAUAAGAACAAUGCUGUGAUAAUUUAAUAAAAAACCAUAA
This is a messenger RNA of Spodoptera litura, 933 nucleotides long. RefSeq lists its product as uncharacterized. Gene Ontology annotation, molecular function: oxidoreductase activity. The record is from RefSeq and is a predicted model, not a curated record. Lineage: Eukaryota; Metazoa; Arthropoda; Insecta; Lepidoptera; Noctuidae.